GUGGAAUUUCGUUUUUCUUUUUCUUUUUCUUUUUCUUUUUCUUUUCUUUUGUAUUUUGGGGGAAAAUGGAAACCUUGAGUGAUUCGUUUUUGUAUCUGUUUUUUUUCCUGUAAUUGCGCGGAAAUUAGUGAUUUAUUGUAAAAUUUGUUUGAUUGAUGCUUGGAAACAAAUGGAUUCGGGUUUUUCUUUGUUUGAAUUUCAAGGUUACGAAAUUUCAAUUAGCCAGCGACUUUAUUGCCUCUCUUUUUUUUGGAAUAUUUUAUUACGUAACGAUCUUUACUCCGAAGGAGUCAAAAGAGAGACAAAGACAAAGAUCAGAAUCGUUGAAUCAAGUUAAGCAGGAUGGCAUUAGUCUCUGGAGGAAGAUCAACACUGAACCCCAAUGCCCCUCUUUACAUUCCAGCUGCCUUCCGCCAAGUGGAGGAUUUUUCUCCAGAAUGGUGGGAGCUGGUAACAACUCUAAAAUGGUACCAUGACUACUGGCUCAGCCAGCAACAAGAAGAUGAAGAAGGCUUUUAUGUAAACGGUAGUGAGGAAGGUAGCAAUGAUGUGGUUGAUUUGCUACCUGAUGCAUUUGAUCUUUAUGCUGGUGAAGAUCUUUCUGCUUUGGAUGCUCAGUUUGAAGAGUUUCUUCAAUCUUCUGAAAACCAAGAAGAAACUCGACCCAACACUUUUGUGGAGCCAGAGCAUGGACCAAAGUAACUGCAUGAGGCUGAAUGUCAGUCACGGCCUUAGCUUGCGGUCAUUUAGCUACUGUACCAUGUUAUCGUUAGCUUUAACUUUCUGUUAACUCUUGUAUAGAGGUUUCAAGUUACAAUCUAACCUUCUCUUGCUUUACCAAAUUCUCUGGUAAAAUAUGGAAGGAAAAGUAAAAUUUGUGACUAUAUUUCGUACUGAUGUAAGAACUACUACAAGUAUUCAAAUUACAAAAAUGAAAAAAGACAAACAGUUCUCUAUUAGGAAUUGUUUUCUCAUGACUUUAAACCUUAAUUAAAAUGGGCACGUUCUCUGUCAGCUUCAUAGUUGCCAAAUUUAAGGGGGCAUUCGAUGCGCUGCUGUGAUUCUUAACACCCAAUUAACUUUAGGACGUAAAAAUCAAAGUGCUUUGACAUAAAUCCGCCUCAGAUUGUCAGCAGAAAGGAGUGGCACCUUCAUAAAACAUGACAAAGCCAUGUCCAAGAGUAAAUGUAAUUAUAUUCCGACUCCUCUUCUAGAGAUACUCUAAUUCUCCUGCCUUGUGGAAAGGCCAUGAAUACAUAAAAUUUAAUGUAUUCAUAUACAUAAAAUUUGAAAAUCUAUCACCCAAAAUGUAGAUAUUACCAAUUUAUGUACAUUAAAGAUGCAGAUCUUAGUCUUACGACUCAUUUCAAAACUACACAAUCACCGACUGUGACACCUGGCAGCGUGGAUGCAUUUUAUCUGAUUAGUUGGUGGGGGUAAUCACACCAGCUAGUUGAAUGAAAUGGGUGUAAAAGCUUAAGCUGCAAACAUGUUAUUGCCUCUGCAACACGUCAGUUCAAUUACAUCCUUAAUGAAAGUCAAGGGGCAAAAUUCUUUUCAUGCGGAAAGCCCUGGCCCUGUCCCCACGUAUUCCGUAUCCUCAUCUUCAAGUUGUUUCCUUCUUUGAGCUUCAAGUUUAGUUUGGUUGCCAAUAGCAUCAGAGAUGGCUUUUGGUAACCAAAAUCCUGGUUUCUCAAGGAAUGGGGCCCGGUCAAGAACCAAAGGUUCUCUCUCAGUUAUUUCAACUCCAUCAAAGGCCCACAAUUUCAAGGUUGCUUCACCUUUGAGACCCAAAGAGAACCAACCUAAACCCGCAAUUGCUAUGUCAAUGCUGUUGACGUCCCAACUAGAUCCAGACACUUUUACUUCCCUUUCUUCCCAGGUUCCUAAUUCAGCAGCUCGGUCAUUACCCAUGGGAGGCUGGAAAAAGAAUAAAAUUAAAUAAAAUUAAAUUAGAGAAAGCAUAGACCAACGUCCAUUUCAGAAGAAAGAUGAUAAAGCACAAUUUUAUUUUAUAUCAUCCAAGCUAUAUAUGUUGUCAUUUUAAAUAAAAAUUUAUUAUUAAUUAAUUUAUAUAUAGCUUGUAUGAUAUAAAUUAAAACUCC
Molecule: messenger RNA, 2105 nt
Organism: Abrus precatorius (Indian licorice)
Lineage: Eukaryota; Viridiplantae; Streptophyta; Magnoliopsida; Fabales; Fabaceae
Product: protein EARLY RESPONSIVE TO DEHYDRATION 15
Exons: 3
Coding region: 343-702 (119 amino acids)
Source: RefSeq, a predicted model, not a curated record